GAGGGAGGAGGGUGGAGGGAAGGUCGCUACAAAUUGGGGAGGAGAGAGAAGGAGAGAGAGUCCACGUGGCAAUACCAGCUGCUUCGCCGGAGCUCACCAACGGUUCCCGUCGAUUGCGUCUUCAUCAGAUGCCCUAAUUAGCUCUGACAGAGAGAGAGAAAGAGAUACAGAGACGCUCUCUCUCUCUCUCUCUUCCUUCCUUCCCCCUUCCUCUGUCCCUUCCUCCUCCUCCGUGAGGAAGUGAUCGUCGUUGGCCUCUCCUGUCUGUGUUCAUCUUUUUGGCUCUCUGUUCUGCUCGGAGACCCGGCCAGCCUGAUCGACUCCGAAUAGAGGCAAUGAUGAACGAGAAGGCCCUAGUCACCAAGGACCUCAACGCCAAGCACACGAAGAUACUAGAGGGUCUUCUUAAGCUUCCAGAAAAUAGGGAAUGUGCAGACUGCCGGAAUAAGGCUCCUCGAUGGGCCAGUGUGAAUCUCGGAGCAUUUAUAUGCAUGCAAUGUUCAGGGAUACAUCGGAGUCUUGGGGUACAUAUUUCAAAGGUCAGGUCGACCUCUCUGGAUACGUGGCUCCCUGAACAAGUUGCCUUCAUGCAAUGUAUGGGUAACAAGAAGUCUAAUGAUUACUGGGAGGCAGAAUUGCCUGUCGAUUAUGAUAGAAGUAUGAUCGAGAGGUUUAUUCGUGCCAAAUAUGUGGAGGGGAGGUGGGCUGCAAAGGAUGUCCCGCAACCUUCUCCAGAACUAUGUGAUAUGUACAGCGUCACCACUGACUUUCUCGAUGGUGGAUCCAAAGAUCACAACACGAUUGGAAAAACACGGAGAUUUUCUCUCGAUGAAGAGAUUCUCACGAAGCACAUGACUCAAGUAGCUCCUCCUCAAAAACAGCGUGGGAUCUCUGUUGAUAUGAAGGAUGAUCCUCUACCUCUGGCUCGACCACCUACAGAUGAACCGGCCGGGACAUCAGUAAAGACCCGUUCGCAAGAUCUGUUCAGCUUGCUAUAUUCUCGAGAUGCAAACCGCUGCCCUAGACCUCCUUCAAGCUGGGCAACUUUUGACUGAGCAUAUCCAUAUCGAUCAGUACAGGGAAAGAGGCUUGAGCAACUGUUCAUGUUGGAGAAAGAGAAGAUCUGAAAGAUUCACCGAUCGGACGAAAAGAGCCAUAUAUCAGUAGGCGUUCGUGAUCACAAUGACUUGCUUGCAUCAUUUACAUUUCACGUAACAUGAUCGGUCUUAGUCUAUGCCCGAAAAUGGCCUUCAAGUGGAGUCUUUUUGGUACCCAUGGAACUGAAACCAGCUGUAAUCUUUGUAUAUCUAUUCAAGGAAGCCAAAACAUAGCCGAUGUUCUUGGAGGGAAGAAGAAAAUGCUUCGCUUACUUGUACUCGGUUACUUAUAGCUCAGUGUGUAUUGGAUUACGAUUUAUCCUUCAAUUUUCUGAGUUAAUCCUUGACGAAGAACAUAUACCAGUUUCCCGUUCAUCUUUGCUAGAUCAACCUUUUCCCCCCCUUUAUUUUUCAGGAAAGCGAAAUACUAUUGAGCUUCUUUUG
This is a messenger RNA of Punica granatum (pomegranate), 1541 nucleotides long. Lineage: Eukaryota; Viridiplantae; Streptophyta; Magnoliopsida; Myrtales; Lythraceae. The record is from RefSeq and is a predicted model, not a curated record.